Molecule: messenger RNA, 1026 nt
Organism: Tigriopus californicus
Lineage: Eukaryota; Metazoa; Arthropoda; Copepoda; Harpacticoida; Harpacticidae
Exons: 3
Coding region: 64-1002 (312 amino acids)
Source: RefSeq, a predicted model, not a curated record
ACACAAGACUAAAAUGCACAUUGCCACGUUUGAUUGUCAUAAGGAUUUGUUGGGGUAGAGAUCAUGCAGAGACAAUCGACAGUGGUGGUGUUAAUGAUGGUUUUGGGUGUGGUUCAUGGUUCUGAAUUAGAGGGUGAAGACGAGUGCAAGCGCUAUUCCCUGGAGGAGCUCAAGGCAUCAGUGUUUGAUCCACAUUUUAACUAUGAAAUUGAUCUCAUUUUGGACAGCUUUGAUACCAUUGCGUCUGGUGUGGACGAGCUAGUUACUGGCUUGAAAGAUGGGCCCAGUGCCCUUAACCCGGACGAGGUUCGUAUUGCUAUGGCCUUGAUGAAGCAGGAGUUGAACUCGUUGGUGGUCAAUGCUAGAUCCAAUGUUCAAAAGAUGUGGAAUGUGGCGUUGAGUCCCAACGAAGAUGGCACGCCCUCAUCGCUUCGUGACUUAAGGUUAAAGUUUCAGCACAUUCAUCAAGAGCUUCACGCCAUACACAAUGCCGUUGUCGUUCCGUUUGAAGAAUUGGUCCAGACCUCGAAAAUGCUCUUGGAUCCCAUGGUCACAAUGAUCAAAAUGUUUCUGCAAAAAGCAGCCGCAGAGGGAGAGGCUGCCAAGGAAAAAGUAUUCGAAUCCAUCAAGGAGAAAGACAAGUUUAUUGGUUUGGUUAUCGCCGAGCUCGUCAAGUCUGACAUCAACGAUGAGCCUAUCUUGAUCACGGAUAUGGUGGCCCAUAUCAAUUUCAUUUGGAGCGAGUUCACCGCCAAAUUCUAUGAGUAUGGCCUCCGGAACAAAGAGCCCAUCACUAAUGACGAGUUCUGGCUCAAAGUUCUCCCAGAGAUGUGGAGUCAGCGCUCAAAUUUGGAAUGCGAAGAGGAUAUGGAUCCCCAAGAAUGCAAGAAAUUGCAAAUGUUGAACAUUGCUGCGAGUGUGUUUUACAACACGGAAAUUGAUGGACCUUCAUGGUUCGAGCAUUUGCGAGAAGUUAUCAAAAAAGACAAAGCGAAGCAAUAAAAAAGUCGGAUUGUUUUGAGUUCA